This is a messenger RNA of Oncorhynchus keta (chum salmon), 645 nucleotides long. Its product is annotated as thymidine phosphorylase-like. Gene Ontology annotation, molecular function: 1,4-alpha-oligoglucan phosphorylase activity. Gene Ontology annotation, cellular component: cytosol. NCBI's taxonomy places the organism in Eukaryota, Metazoa, Chordata, Actinopteri, Salmoniformes, Salmonidae. The record is from RefSeq and is a predicted model, not a curated record. Gene Ontology annotation, biological process: pyrimidine nucleobase metabolic process.
AACAAAUUCAUUUCUUCCAAAAUGAAGUAGAAGCAAGAGAGAAAUAGAGCAAGAGAGAGAGAUGAUUAAGCAUUUUUUCACUUUCAUUAUCGUUUAUCUAGUAAAUUCAGCCGACUAGUUCAGCCAACAGAAACGCGCUGCUCAAACAGACUUUCCAACACAACACUAGAACUCUUCCAAGUCAAGUCCGCUGUGUGUCAGUGAGCUGCAGGGAUGGCGCACCACGAGCAGAGCACAGCCACUUUCCCAGAAUACAUCCGCAAGAAACAGAACGGUGAACAGCUGAGCGCUGGGGAGAUCCGAGACUUCAUACAGGGUGUCAAGGACAAGACCAUCCAAGAGAGCCAGAUUGGAGCCAUGCUGAUGGCAAUCUGGCUGCAGGGAAUGGUAGCAGAGGAGACUCUAGCACUGACGAAGGAGAUGAUGAUGUCAGAAGUGAUGUCAUGGCCGGCAGAGUGGGAGGGGCUAAUGGUGGAUAAACACUCGACAGGUGGAGUGGGGGACAAGAUCAGCCUGGUGCUGGCUCCUGCUCUGGCUGCCUGCGGCUGCAAGGUACCCAUGAUAAGUGGCCGAGGUCUGGCACACACAGGCGGCACGCUGGACAAACUGGAGGCCAUCCCUGGCUUUAACGUCUAUCAGUCUGUA